AUUAUACAUUUGGACUUUUCGUGGCGCUUUCCUCUCGCGAAUCUAUCGAGAACGAACGCCAAGUUAUACCAAUGUUUAAAUCUCUAUCCGACGCAAUUUGUUCACUUUUUGGAACAUCAACAAAUGAUACUCAUAAAACAACUGUUGGAUCCAAGAGAAAAAGAAACGUUGACGAAAAGUAUGAAAAUGUUAAGAUUCAGGGAGUUAUCGAUAAUAGGUGCCAGAAAUCACAAUGAUGAAUGAGAAUGAAUCAAAUGAAUUACACUGACUUUCACUCUUUGUAAUCCUUAAAUUUCACGUUACAUAUAGGAAGAUAAAAAUUAUUAGUGAAUAUUGCGGUAUUAUGACACUGGCAGUUAAAUAAUUGUUUUAUUAGAAUAGCAAUAUAGCCAAUGCCAAUAUACACAACCACUGCCUAAUGAUACUCAGACAGAAAUCUAAAACUUAACACAACUGACUAACAGUAACUGCCCUAUAACUUAAAAUUAUAAUUACUAACUAGUUUAUAUUUAAAUUACCUUAACACAAAGUUAAUGCUAUAUAAGAGUUAAAAUAACUUAAAUAAAACAGGAAUUAUCAUUAGGGUAAAAGUGCAGUUCAGGUGCGUAUAUUAUUUCUGUUUGAAUCUCUUAUUUUCCCGUGUAAACUUAUGUUAAUUCUUUAUAAAAAGUAUUUUAAAAGUUAUAUACCAUCUUUUUAUUGGAAUACAACAACAAUUUAAAUUUAACAAAUUUUACGAGAUUAAAAAAGUACAUUUUUAUGAAUCUUUCGUGUUUUACGGACCCAUUGUGGUAAAUCAAGGAUAACUCUUCUGUCUUUAAAGAUACUUUAUAAAAGUUGCCCAAUUGGAUGAAUCUUGUUAAAAUAAAAGAUAUAUUUAUUUUAUAACUUUACUAUCAACGAUAACCGGUGUCGCCCGGGGCUGCAUUCAGACAAAAACAUCUGCUACGUCCUUUUAGUUCACAUUGCUAUUAAAGGAAAUGUCAACAACAAAACAACAACACUAUAGUAAAAAUGAUAAUAAUUAAUUUGUCUCCUAUUAAAAACAAUUAAAAUAACUUAAGUAAACCUUUCGUUUUUCCCGUUUUCCGAUGGCACCCGGAAGGAUCAUGAUGGGAUCCCGAACCCGAUGUGAUUCCGAUAGAAUCCUGGUCAUGGUGGGAUCCCGAUACCGAUCCCGGUGAGAUCCGUUUUCUGUGGUAUCCCAAACUAAAUGAGAUCCCAAUCCGGUGGGAUCCCGUUUCGGUGAGAUUCCGAUCCCGAUAGGAUUUUGAUCCUAGUGAGAUCCUGAUCCCGGUGGGAUCCCGAUCCAGUGGGUUACCGAUCCUGGCGGGAUACCGGUUACGGUGAGAUCCUGUUUCGGGUGAUAUGCAGAUCCCGGUAAUUAUGGGGAGCUCACACACUUGACAUACGAACCCAGCUUACAAGCCACAUUGCAAUUGUUACGAGCGCCUUAGGAGAAAUUCCAGUUGUAUUAACGUUAUUUGUUGCCACACAAGGUGCGCGUAUAAACCAAAUGCUGCACCAUUAAAAAUGCCUGUUGCAUCAACAAUUUUAGUUAUUGUUUCUUGGUCGUCCUGCAAUUUUAAACAAAAUGAUCCUACAACCAGCAAUACCGCAAAGCCAAAACGAGUCCGUCUUAUAAUAUAAAAAAAAUAAUCACUAGCCCUCACUUUACUCAGCGCAAAUCAGUCACCAGUAAUAAGCGCAUUUGCAUACGAAAAAAGAGGAGGGGGUGCUCAAAUUAGAGCUGACCAAUCACGGACAGCGUAUUAGCAGCCUUCAGGGUGAUCAGCUUCACACCAGGUCCAGGACAAUGAUGACGUGUGUGUCCACUGCUUAGUCAGUGAUCCACUUCUAAUCUCCCCCCCCCCCCCCCCGACUUCAAAAAACAACCCCUAUAUUCCGAGCUCUAUGAGAGGGGAAAAAAAGAAAGUUGGCGGGGGGGGGGGGCUUGUGCGUAAUGAAGAAUCUAGUAUUUCAUUCUUUUUUGUGAACAUGCUUAGUUUGAAAAUUUCGUUUAGCAUUACUAACUUAUAGGUGGCUAAAAAUCUGGCAUAGCGUAAAAAGAAAAAUACAAACAAAUGGGGGCCCUGUCACUUUGGUUGGGGGAUGUUUAAGACUCUUUAGAAGUAAAAGAAAAAGAAAAGAUGCGAUUUAUAAUCUAGAAUUAGUUAACUAUAACUGCCUGGAUUUAAUUAUUAAAGAAUACACGUAAGUUUAAAUGGUUAAAAAUAAUUUAAAAUACGAAAUGCGCUAAGAAAUAAUAUACGCACCUGAACUGCACUUUUACCAUCAUUAGUUCAUGAUAUUGCCUGACCUAGCAUGGUCUAUGGUAAAAAUAAUCGGCUAAUCCUAGUUAAGAUUGCCACGACUUAUUUUCCAGGGAGUGACUUACCUUUGUUUAUUUUUACUAAAUUAUUUUAGGAGUCGAUUUAGGGUUCAGGGUAGGCAUAGGGAUCGAUUUAGGGUUCAGGUUAGGCAUAGGGAUCGAUUUAGGGUUCAGGUUAGGCAUAGGGAUAGAUGACUUCCAUGAUUGUGAUGUGUUAACCAAGAUGGCGGCCAUUGAUAAAAUAAUGGCAAUGGUAGUAAAAAUUUGCCAAAUAAUCAAAUGAUAUUUUCAAUGAAGUUAAGAUAUGACUAUGAUUAUUAUUAUGACAGAAUGAUCCAGUCAAUGCCGAUGGAUACUCCCAUUCCUUGGCCAUAGUCUUAUGUUCUGUCAUCUAUUUCUAUGCCUAUAAAUUAAGUAAUCCUAUUAAUUAUUUAUAAUAUUAGGGCUGUUAUUCUGUUAUAAAUACGCCUAUAUUUUUAGUAUACAGGAAUAUGUCAUAUUUCUUGCAAUAAUUAUAUAAUUCUUUAUUAUAAAUUGCAUGUUAUUAAGGGCCAUCCUUAUAUUUUAUAGGAAGCACUUAGAUGGAAAGUAGGUUGAUUAAGUAGAUUAUAAAUAUAGAUAUAUAUGGGAUUUUUCGGGGUCUCAGCAGUAUGAGUAUGUACAUUUUUAUCAUACAUUUUGUGCUCAAAUUCUGCAUUAAUUAUCCUGAAAUUUUGAUAGUCCAUAUAUAGCCAAUUAAAUUAAAGCCAACUGUCACCUAAAAAUCUGUCUUAUCCAUGCUUUAUAAUUGUUUUCCAAACAAAGGCUAUACAAAAAAUAUCACCUCAGUUUUUCAUUAUUAUUCUCCAACUAUUGCUUUGUGCAGAUGGUUCACUGAGACUUUGUUAAAUUGCCUUGUACUUGUACAUCAAAAUUGUCUAAAAAUAAAUUGAAACAAGUGGUUUGGGGAUGGGGAUUUAAAAUUCUGUUUUUACACUUAGGGAGUCCAAAAAUGUACAGUGCAAAAACAUGUAAGUGCAAGCCAGUGAAAAUUGAAUUUUUUUUGCCCUUUAAUUUAUAAAUUUUGAUAUGUUUCUUGCAAAUUAAAUCAUGGGUUCUGACACUAAUUACAAACAUAUUGUGUCAAUGUCAUUAUAUAAUACUAAGAGUUUAUUCUAUAGUAAAAUUCAUUAUUUGGCCUAAUAAUAGGCCUCUCGUCAAGACUAUUGCCAAAUGAAAGUGACAUUACUACUAAUCAUCUAGCAAAGUAAAUGCUACACAUCAACAUUAUUUUGUUCUAAACAUUCAUAACUUCAAGGACUUCACCCAUGCACUGCAUUGCAAUUUUCAAAUAACUAUAUACCAAUGAUACAUUUAUUUACAGUCACUCUCCUUUUAUCAUUCUAAGAAAAUGUAUAUCAUCAUUCAAUCAAACUUUGCUUAUUAUUUACUCAAGUUUUUAUGUUAUUUACUUUUAGAAGUAAGUUUUAUUAUUCAGAAUAAGGGUUUUAUUACAGUCCAUACAAUAAGAUCUGUUAGGAUCAUGCAAUAGGAUAAGAAUCAUGUUGACUGUGUAAGAAAAUAUUUUACAAACUGUGCUUACUUAACAAUAAAUGGCUUUUUUUUAAAGUAAAGAAAAUUAUUUUUAUUCUAUGAAAUGAAGGAAUAUUUCUUGAAUUUGUUGUCACAAAAAUCUACAUUUUGAUCAAGAUUUAUAGAAAAUUAUUAUCAUUUAUUUAAAUGGCAGAUGUAAUCUGGGAUACAUGUUUCUUAUCACUUUCAUUAUAAUUUAACUAUUUGUUUAGUCUUACAGUGUAAGGUCAAUCUGUAGAUAUGUUCUCCUUUUUUCAGUUAUGAUGAUCCAGAUGUGCAAAUAACCAGGAUUGAAAAGAAAAGACGAACUGAUUUUGAUUCUUCUUCCAAUUCAUGUGAUUAUGCAUUGUGUUUUAAAGCUUUUAAUGGGCUGGAAUGUUUUUAGAAUAGUUAUUUAUGUGGCUAAGAAUCUGUUUUUAGACUUAGGAAUUAAUGAAUGAAUUUCACUACUCAUUACAGAUGAAUCAAAAGAAAAUAUAACUUUUGUGCCAUAAAUUAAAUUAAUUACCUUAUUUUCUCCACAGUUUUCAGUUUUAAUGUUUUGAAAAAAUCAGCAUCAAGAAUGGCAGAUUUUAUCAAGCCUAAACAAACCUUUUCUAAAGCAUUUGAUAUUCAUCCUAUAGAACAUCACAGCAGGUGGGGUAACAAUGUUUCUAAUAAAAAUGGCAACUCCAAUCAGUCAAGGAUAAAUGGAGAUGAGGGCCACUUGGCAGUAAGUUAUUAAAAGAUUUUUAAACUUGAGUGCACUUUUCUUUUACUCUUGAGUUUGACUGCCAGACUAACAUGACUCGAGCAUUAAUAUUAAGUUCAAGGAAAUACUCAAGUGGCCUAACCACAUCUCAUUUAUUUUUAAAGUAGUAAAAUUAUUAUCCAUUGAUAUAGCUAAUGAAGUGUAAAAUAUGUUUAAAAUUUGUUACCACUGAAACAAUCACAUCCCAAAUUAAAUAGUUUUCUCAGAUUUCUUAAUAUUGUUCAUUUAUUUCAGAACCACAGUUUUCAAGAACACCCAAAAAUUGUUUACUCUAAAGGUAAGAAAGUUUGCAAUGUUUAUACACAUACCUCACCUAGUUAAUAACCCUUAUAUCAACAAGCUGUAUUCAUCAGGUUAUUACCCACAAAAAUGAAUCACUUUGUAUUAAAUAAAUAAAAUUGUAUUUCCAGGAUACAAAAAUAACUGGAUACACCAAAAGAAUAAACAUUUUAUUAUAAUAAAUUUAUCAUUAUAAAAAUGUAGGAUGCAAUUUUAGCCUCUGUAUAACAAAUCACAAUGAUUCUCAUGCUCCAUAAAAUUCUCAUUAUUAAGAAUCAAAAUUUGAAAAAAAUGCCAUGUCAAACUUUUGUCUAUUGUGGGCUUAUUAAUUAUUCAGGAAGCAAAAUCCUUUAAAUAUUUUGAAUGGGAAUGAAAUAUUAUGCACAAUUUAUUACAUUAAAAAUGUUGGUCGGCAUCUCUCUUGUUGACAUAAUGUAGUUAAAAAUAUUUAUUUAUAUUUUUUUAAGGACUAGUGAUUAUGGGUGUGUUUCUAAAUGUGUAUUCUUUUAGCGAUUUUUGAACAGUAAAUCCCUGUAAAUGUUUAUAUUAUUAUCAUUCAAAAGGAUUGCGAUUUUUUACAAAAAUUUUGCAACUGUGGACUUAAUAUAUUCAGUCCUAAAUUAACUUGGUGUCCAUUUUAUUUCUAGGAUUUCAAAAUAAUGGCGGAGUGGAGGAACACAGGAGCCAGAAUAGGCCACAGCCUUCUCAACACUCUGCUAAUACCUCUUUAUUCAGAAAUAAUCGAAAGUCAGAGGCUUCUAAAGUGAGUUGCUUAAUGUUUAUAUUUCUUAUAUUACAAGUUCAAGUUUGAAAUUCAUCAGCAUUACAGCUAACAUCAAUAAAUCAUUAAAUUAAGAGAGGUAUUUCAAUGUCAUGUUCAUUAUUGUUGUUACCAACAAAACCCUGCAUGAAUUCUAGUGCAUUCAACUGAAAGAGAAAGAGGAGUAUCAAAAGCUACUUCAGCUUCAAUUUCUUCGUUCACCCUGGCAAACUAAAGUAACUAUUCCAGCGCUCAGUGGCCUUAAAACAUCUUCAUCAGCAGCAAAGGACUCAUUUGAUGUACCUGGAUCUUAUAAAAGCAGGUUAGACCGUUUUAAAUGCCCUUGAAGAAGAAUAUUUAUCUAUUGCAGUUAAGUCAAACUUAACAUUUUAUUUAAUAACUAAACCAUAAAUUUGUUCAAAGUUUGAAAGUAGGGAAAGGGUAUAAGCAUCUUUUUAACUUCGACUCUGAAGUAUUUUUCAAGAAAUUAUUUUUUUCUUGUGAAUUAUUUUUGUUAUGAAUAUUGUUUUCAGCUCUAGCAGUGCAUCACAGAAUUCAUUCAUCAGCAUUCCGCAGAAAAGACCCAUUGAAAUAAUUUCUGUUACACCAAGUUAUACUAGGUACUGUGUGCUGCUCACUUUCAUGUACUCAUUCAUGCCUUAAUGUUAAUUUUUUUUCUCUUUUGUUGUCUUCUUUAUUUCAAAUUUACAUAACAUUGAAGUUGUUAUCGAUGUUUUUUUUAUGCCCUUACAUCUACAUAAACUUCCGUAAGGAGAAUAUCACCCUCUUCUAAUCAAUAAACACAUUUUUUGAUGAGAAAGAGAACAAAUUUAUUGAAUACUGAAUAUCUGUCAAAUUCUAAUUAUGGUUAUUACUUAAAAAAUAGAAAAACAAGAGACUUAUCUCAAAUAUCUUCACUGAAGUUGCUGCUAGCAGAGCAGCGUAGAAGAGAUAGGCAUGAAGUACUUGCUCACAGGUCACAUAGGCAGGAAAAUGAGCACAAACUUAACCAAGAAAACAGAGAAGAAAAUUUAAGAAAACUGACUGAAAGUAAUGAAAGGAACUCACAGACAUCUGCUAUUGUCAUUGAAGAUGAUGAUGAGAAUAGAAGACCGAUUGGAAAUGCAGUGUCCUCUGACGAACAGGCUAAAAAAGGUGAGACCAAUCAAGUGAUAUGGAUUAAAAAUUUGAGUGAAAACUGCUUUUUUUUUCUUUGACAUUUUUUAAAAAUAAUGUUUUUUUUUUAUAUCAAUUAAAAUUAAAAAAGAAUUAUCUAACAAUAUGAACUAUUAUUUAGUUCAAACUAGUGAACUAUAAUUUUGUUAUAAACAUAGGAAAAAGAAUAGUUACAAAAAAUUCACACUACCUUAUAAAUGUUUAGUAUUUGUCCAUCAGCUUAAUUUUGAGAUAUUGAAUAAAGGAUGCAGACUCGCUUCCAUAACUCCUAAUUCUGCGCCCCAUGAAGAAUAAGCUUGUAUUAACUUAAAAUUGCAUAAAAAAUAAAGAUCAACCUUAAAGGGAACAAAAUAAAGACUUAAUUUUGAAAAGCCCAUAUAUAUAGGCACUCAAAAGCCCCAUUUUGUUAUAUCAGGCUCCGGGUGUAGUAGGUUAAUAGUAAAUUGGUAAAGUAAAUGAAAAUAAAAUUUCAAACUUUAUUUUUUAUAAGUCUUGAAUGUUAAUUUUAAAGAGUCCAGUCCUAAGUUUGAAAUAAAUUUUGUUAACCUUUUUUUAGGCCAAAGAAACAAAAUAUCAAUUUUGAACUCAUUAGUGUGUUACAUUAUUAUAAAAAUAUAUGAAGUAUGGUUUUAUUUUAAUUUGUUUUAUAGCUUAAAUCAAUUGUUGACUUUGUUUGAAAAAGUUUUCUUUAAUCCUUAAUUGCAUUGAAGAAAUAAUUAAAUUUGAAAACAUUGUUCUUGUCUAAGCUCACAUAAUUUAUUGUAUAUGUUGGUAAAUAUUUGUCUUGUUGAAAUAUUCUAGAUGUGCAGUCACGGGAUAAAACAGAGCAGCAAAGGUAAUGGAAAUAAAAGCUAUAAUUAUGAAAGCUUAUUAAAAGUUAUUCCAUCAAUUGAUAUCUACAAUUUAUGAUAGUUAUGGUUAAGAAAUUGAAUUUAAUAGUCAAUGUAGUUUUUGUUGCAUAGUUUCAUGGAAUAAAAUUUAGAACUUAUUUUUUAAAAGAUAAUUAUGUUCUAUAAUACUAAGAGUUGAAAUUUUAUUAAAUGAUCUUUUCUGUUUAAUUUAUAUUUAUUUUCUAAUCUAAUUUUGCAGUGACAAAAAAAGCUUCUUGCAAUCAAAGUACCUGUUUGAUAAAGAACAAGAAGAUAGGUAAGAGUGGAAUUUCCAUAGGGACUGAUUCUAAACAGAGUAGAUCUAAUAUAUUAUGUGCUACUGUUAAAAUUUAGCUUUUACAAAUGAACAUUUAAAUUAAGAUAAUCAUGAACUUUUAAAGUAAUACGUAACAAGUUUUUUUUUUAAAUGCCCCUUGUUUUCUUUCAAAUAUUUCAAUUACAGGAAACAAAUGAGAAUUAAUGAACAGGAAGCAAGAAGAAUUCAAAUCGAAGAACAAGAAUUGAAAGCAAGAGCUUAUGCUGAAAAGGUAGCUUAAAAUGCAUUUAUAUAAAUAUUGCUCCUAAGUUAUUACAGUGUAAGUGUUUUGUUUAAACAUUUUUUUAAUGCCAAAAAUAAUUACAUUGAAGCAUUUUCAUUGGAAAAAUUAAUAUGUCUGAUUUUUUAAAAGUUUAUUACUUGUUAACUAUAAUUUAAUACUAUUCUACAUUUACACAUAUUAUGUAGGUUAUACUUAAAUGUUUAAAAAAAAAUUUUUUGCAGAGACGAGCUCAAGACAUCAGUUUAGAGAGACAGGUAGACUAUAGCUUAUAGCCUAAUCAUUACUUUACAAAAAUAAUAAUUUAAUGUGAUAUGCCUCUAAUAAGCUGGUUUGUACAAAGCAUAUCUUACUUAUUUUAGGUGUGUUUUUUAUAUUUUUAUUAAGUUUAAAGCUUAUAGUUUAUUCAAUGUUUCUACAAUUUAUCAGUUGAAGUAUCAAAUGAGAAUUUUUGAAGAAGAGCCAGGUGUAACAGAAGAAAUAUUCAGGGAUGAAGAGGAAGAGGAAAAAGAAGAAGAGUUUCCAGGUUUGUUUUGGCCCUAUGUUUCUACAACUUCUUUGAGAGCUAUUUAAUGAAGUACAAUUUCAUUAAAUAAAAUAUAUAAUUACAGCUGUAAUAAUUUUAUAAUGAAAAUAAAAAGGAUUCCUCAUUAAAAUCUUUCUUUUUCUUUAUAAUCAGAAUUAACAGAUGAAAUGCUAGAAGUUGUGGCUAGAGCAUUGCGACCUGGCAACCCUAAUGAAUUAUUAUCUAAGGCAUUCGGUUUGCAGAUUACUCGAGGAGAUAUAGCAACUUUAAGUGGCUUAAAUUGGUUAAACGAUGAGGUAGGUUUAAUGUACUAGGAGUACGCUCUAAAAAUUGAGUUUGGGUUCACUGAUUGUUGACACAUCAGACAUUUUGAAUAUACCUCCACCUGCAAUCUAGCAAUUUUAAUUUUCAACUUUAAUUUAGAAGUCUCCUACGGCAUUUGGUACAUAUGUUAAAUCACUUAAUGGUACUAAGUACAUUAGUACCGUAUUAUUUUAAAUAUCAAGUUAAGUAAUUGCUCAUCUUUGUUACAGGUCAUUAACUUCUACAUGAACAUGCUCAUGGAAAGGGGAGAGAAAAGUGACAGGAAAGUGUAUGCUUUCAAUACAUUCUUUUAUCCCAAAAUAAUGUCUGGGGGACAUUCUGCUGUGAAAAGAUGGACUAAAAAAGUUGAUAUAUUUGCUAUGAAAUAUAUCAUCAUUCCUGUUCAUUUGGGCAUGCACUGGUGCUUAUGUGUAAGUCAGAACUUUAAAAUCAUACCAUAACACAACUUGAAGGUUUCCUGUGUUUAUAUGUAAGAAAAAUGUGUCUUCAAAAUUCAUUUUUUUUUAAAAAUAUGGACAGAAAUGUAACUGGUUGGAUGGGAAUUCAGGGUCAAAGUUUCAGUGACUUUUUUUCAUUUUAAUUUGUGUCUUAAAAAAUGGCACAAUGGUAAUUAAGGGUUUAUGUGUAAAUGAAAAAAUGUGAUAACUGAGGAUGUACUGAAAGAACUUGCAUAUAAAAAACUAAAUGGCAACAGUGGUUAGCAAAUCGCGGCUCUUUGGUGACCUGAGUGCUGCUUGGCCAGUCAGCCGCAAAUCUGUUUUGACUCUGAAAAACAUGGUUCUUGAAAAGAAAUUUGUCUGUCAACAAAAUUUUAAUCGUCCUGCUGCUAAUUUUUGGCUCUUUUGACUAAUGAGUUUGGAGACCACUGCUGUGGCAUACUGGUCUGUCUCAUGACCAAGUGGUAAAAGGUUCAAAGUCAUGCGGGUUUAUCCUCAGCUAUGAGAAAAUAACAAAGUGGAUUGGACUUGUUGGCCAAAAAUGUAUUUGUGCUUAUACUUUAGAGGUAAACUCUGAAGAAUUACAACAGCAAACUUUACGCUUUCAUGAUUCACACAUAUUUAAGAUAUACCUCAAACUAAAAAUACAAGAGAAAAAAGGCUAAAUGAAAAGCAACUUUAUUUUAUACGUUUAUUAAUCACACCCAAAUCAAAGGAAAAACGGAAGAUUUAAAAUUCACAUUGGCCAAUGCUUCAUUUUAUAACAGAUUGUUGACAUCGAUAACAAAGCAAUCACAUAUUAUGAUUCUAUGGGUGGGAAGAAUCAUAAUUGCCUCAGAGCUGUAUUGUAAGUAUGUUAUUGUACUUGUAUUUAUUCACAGAUUUUAAAUCUUGUUUUGUUAAUGAACCGUGUUUAAAUAUGUACAAGCAGUUCUUAGCCAUUGAAUGUGAUUUAUUUAUUUUUUUUAAUUUUGUAUCAGCAACUAGCUUUCUUUUUAUGAUCGGGGCCCUGGUUUGUGAGCUUGUGAAGCAUUAGGCUAAUUUUUGUCUGGUGCCCCCUCUGUGUGUUAAAAUAAUCUUUAUUCAUUCAAGUUACUAUACAAAAUUACUGUGAUAACUGUUUGGCAAUGUUAAUAACCUAAAGUUAAUUUUACACUGUAAAUUUAAGUAUAGUAACAUUACUGUAGCUUACAACAUUACAAUAGCAUACAACAGUGCUUUCCAACCUUUAUGACUCCAUGGACCAACAAUAUUUUUCCGGGAACCCGAGGGCCUCAAAUGACAUCUCAAAAGAAAAUUAUUUGUGUUAUGUAUACUUCAUACCUUAUGUUUAUAUCAAAUAGCAGUAUCAGCAAAUCAAGAAUAUAAAUAACGUGAUUAAAAACUAGCCCUUUUUAAUGAUUUAUUUUGCUUUGAAUUAUACUUGAAAUGAAAUUUUCUUAAUUGUAAGAUGCUUCCAAAAAACAUGAGCUAAAUUUUGUUACAUUUCCGUAGUUGUGAAAAAUAAGAAACUUACACCAUCCAGAAUUUAUUUUGCCUUGCAUUCUUGUUUACAAAAAAAUUUGUUCAAGAAUAUUUCCUACUGUUUCACACAAUUCUUCCCUGACUGAAUUGCACCAACUACAAACUAUCGCAGCGUGUAUCCUGCUUUCUACUUAUUGAAAGUCUCAUACUUUAAUCUCCAAAUACCAGGUACUUGUCCCCGUCACAACUAAACAGGAUGGAGACACUCUCCCAUACAUGGCUAGACAACCUGUUUAAAUAACAUGGUACCAUAAUGGUUCACAUUGCCCACCAUAGUCAUUUAAUUGUGACACCUUUAGGUCCCCAGCUCCCUUCUCAAUUACUCUGACCGGAAGACUUUCUUGACACAAGUUAAGUCGUUAUGCUCACAUAUCUAUUUUAUCUAACUUGGUACCGAUGGUGGGGGCAUGGACAUUUUUACUUGGACCAAAGUUACUUUUCAUUUCCCUGUCACUGUCAGUAAUUAUACCCGAUAACCCGCAACGUCUCUCAUGUACAAGUAACAGAAAGAAGAAGGUAUUAUCGGAUUUUAUUUUGACCAGGUUCCCAAAUGGUUGCUCUGCUGAAUUGCUUAACAUUUAUUACUUUCUGUCAAGCCAUCUGACUCCUUAGUUUUUGUGACUUCCCCGUUUUCCAUGUUACAUCUUCUCCAGUGCUCUCAUCUGCUUUCCCAACAAUAAUAAAUCAAUGUAUGUGGUUAGAAAAUAUUUUCAACUCAAAUGUUUAAAUGGUUUUUUUUUUGGGUUUUUUUUUGGCAUACAUCAUAAAAAUUUCUCAAGCUGUGGUGGGCCAUUUAAAAUUAGCUUGUGGGUGGACAGUACUGGCUUACAAGGUCAUGCAUGUCCCAUGAACGUAGUCUUCCAUUUUGUUAUAGUCAAAAUUCAGAAUGUUUUUUAUAUCUGUGGCUUGAAGUAAUACAGUAACAAAAAUUUUUUGCUAUCAAAAUAUUUAAGUACCUGCAUUAACUUAUAACUAAUUUAAAGAUUUCUAACAAUAUAUGGUUAGUAUCAGUAUGGUAUAGAGGUAAGAAUGUUUGUAGUUGACCUUUAUUUUGCCUGUAAAUAUGACAAUAACAAAAAUUUCAAUCUGUUUUUAGGAGUUAUUUAAAAGAUGAGAGUACUGCCAAGAAUUAUUCUCAAUUCAAAGAAAGUGAAUGGCAGAUACAACAUGCUGAGGUAUAAAUUUUUUGUCUAGUCGGUAAUAAAUUUUUGUAAAGUGAAUUAUCAAUACAAACUUUUUAAAAUUAAAUUUAAGAAAACAGAUUCAGUUAAUGAAUGCUUUAUAUUCCACAGAACAAUCCCCAUCAAAUGAAUGGUGGAGAUUGUGGAAUGUUCAUGUGCAAAUAUGCUGAAUACAUAACAAGAGGGAAGGCUAUAACAUUUACUCAGGUAAGGGCUGCUAUGAAUACUGAGCUUUUUGAAAUAACAUUUUUGGUCAAGAUUGACUUUCAGAAUGUGUCCUACUUGGUGAUUAAGUAUUCUUAAUGAAAGAGAUUUGUAUUAAAAUAAUGUAAUUCAGAUUAAAUCUGUGACUAUAUUACUAUUACAAUCAAUCAUGCAAAAAGUUGUACUUUUUUAUAUUUUAAGUAAGUGCUAAGAUUGUUACUUUCAAGAAUUCUUUUCGUUGUUAAAUUUAAAUACAUUUCACAUUUAUUACUGUACAUGCAUUUCAAAACUUUUGUUAAUAUUCAUAUUGUUUACAUUUUAAUUUCUUAUUAUCCUGUUUUGCAGGAGCAUAUGCCCUAUUUUAGAAAACGGAUGGUUUAUGAAAUCAUGGCUAAGAUGUUGUUGCAGUGAGUUCAAAAACACCAAGAAUCCACACAUCUUAAUGUUUCAUUAUGUAAAAACCCAUGUUCGAAUAUCAUAAGUAAAAGACUGUAUAAUUCUUGUACAGUAAUGUUUUCCAGAAUCAUGUUAAGCAUUAGGACUUUUUUCUUCUUUUUUUUAUGGGAAAUGUGUUUUCUUUCCCAUUUAAAUUUCCAUUAAGUCACAAUUCAUUAAGAAGUAGGUUUUUUUAUGAGAAGAAAUAUAAUUAUUUUGGGUUGGGAUAAGUGAGGCUGAAAAAGUGUAUUGAAUUUAGAUUUGAUAAAAAGGGACUUUAUUUUGAAUCCAGACAUGUGUGCCAAGAUUAUAACUUGGUAAACAUUUGAAAUCUGAGCUUUUCUACAUUACAAAUUUGAUCAUCUUAUUCAAUUUUCGUUUUAAAUCAAAAGUUACUGUAAAUUAAAUCAAAAAGAAAUUCUUAAUUAUAUUGAAUUUUUUUUUUUCUGAAAGAAAUAAAAAUGUUGAAACCUCUCUCAAAUUGUACAAAAGAUGUCUUCUUAGGCCAGGAGACUUUAAAUUUUGAAGCAAGCAAAAAAUGUAUAUUUUUAUAAGAAUGAUAGGUUUUGAAUGUUUUCCAUUCUUCAUUUCCUUGAAUGAUGAAAGUUUUGAGUCAUUAUUUAUGUUUCCAGAUGUUUAUAAAUAAUUGAAAAUGGCUGGGUUUUUUCAAAAAUCUUGCCAAUCUACAAAAUUAUAAAUUAUGCUAAUUUAUUUUUUAAUAGGACAGUUAUUAAUUUUGUUUGUACACAGCAAACCUAACCAAGUACAUUCAGUGCAUGCUGAGGAACACUGAUAUUUAUUGAAGCCUUUGUAAAUAAUUUUUGAUUACCCAGUGAUACAUACAAGCAUAAGUGGUAUGGAAGAUCCAUUUAUCAGAGGUGCAGCAAUUUCACACACAAUUUGUUGGUUUUUUUUAAAGAGGAUGUGGAAAGUACUGGGAUCUUCUAGAAAUAUUUGAAUAAUUCAUAAAUUCAACAAAAAUUUUUUUUGCUAAUUUAACUUUUCUCAGCUUUAAAUUUAUUUUUAUAGAACAAAAUUUUUUACCAUUUGAUAAAUUGAAGGGUAAAAAGUAAGGGGAAAUUAGAAAUAUACCGGUACAUAAUUCUUAUUCUGUCACAAUGCACAAUCAGUCUUAAUUUCUCUGAUAAUAACUAACAUAAAUUUGAGUUUUAUUUCUUGCUAUGGUAUUAUCUCACUAGUGUAUUUUAAAGUAAUCUUUCCUUAAAUUGCAUUUGGACAUGGUGUAUCUAAAAAAUAAAGUACAUUGUGCUUCUUAAUUCUUUAUUUGUAUUUUAAUUUUAUUGGUAAAAUUGCCUCUAGUGCUUUCUUUAAAACUAUCCUGAUCUUUUACAAGAGUAUAGGAAUAUUUUCUUUACAGUUUUGCUAUGAAAUAGUUUUCAUUUAUUUUUUUUAUAGAAUAAGGCCGAUUAUAAUGUGGAAGCUCUAGUGUGAGAAGAGCCCACAGAUUUUUUAAAUAUAUUUUCGAUUUAUGACUUCCAGAAGCGUGUCAACCAUCAGCAUUUUGAAUCUCAAAAAAUAAAACAAUGUUUUUAAAAACUUAUUGGUUUAAAUAAAUAUUUUGUUAAGGGUUAAGUGUGGAAAAAGUCAGCAGCACAAAAUGAAUGAAUUGCUUAAACAUCAAAGAAUGCAAGAGGCUUUGAGAGUCUGGCAUUUAGUCAUUUGUAAUUAUUUGUAAUCUCUGUAAAUUGAGAUGUUUCUAUGAAUAAUGCAAGUGAAAAACAACUUU
Lymnaea stagnalis (great pond snail) is the source of this 14674-nucleotide messenger RNA. The record is from the annotation of a GenBank genome assembly. NCBI's taxonomy places the organism in Eukaryota, Metazoa, Mollusca, Gastropoda, Lymnaeidae.